CACACGUGCACACAGUGAGAUGCCUGCGGAGUGCAAUAGACACCAAGGCAGCAUUCUGUCCUUUAGCAUGGAAAAGAACUCAACUGAAGAUGAGUGCGCGGACUCGGGAGCUGAAACCGGCGGGUCUGAUUGUAGCCCCAUGUCUUCUGCUGGCAGUGAACUGUCCAUGAGUGAUAUACAGGACCCCUUUCUGGUUAGUGUUCACAUAAUCACCGAUUUGGGAAAUGGGCAAGUGCUGCAAAAAGCCAUUGAUAGUAUAUUGGCUUGGAUCCACCCUGACCUAAAACUCUUUCGAGUAUCUGAAAGGGGCUACUGGAAGAAACCCAAAAAAUCCAGAUAUGAAAUUGUGAUUCAGCCUGCGCUGGCUGUCAUCUUGUUUUUGCAAGAGGACUAUGGAGAGCAGCAGAUCCUAAAACUACACCAGUCUCUUCAAAAGCCACCAUGGCAGUACCACCACACUGAGAGUGUCAAUGGUCACAUGCUGCCCUACAUGGCUUGCAAUCAAGAUUACUUUAUUUUGUCCUCUGGCACUCCUUUAUGGGCAAUCCGGCAGGUACACUAUGGAAAGGAGAUUGUUCGUUUCACUAUUUACUGCAGCCACAAUAACUUUUUGGACAUGGUAAAAAUGUAUCAGCUUAUUCUCAAAAGGAGUGUAUCCCAAAAGAAGGGAGACUUCUGUUUCUUUAUUGUCUACUCCAACAUAGACACAGAAAUACAACUUUCUCUGAAGAGGCUCCCGAAAGGCCAAUAUCCUACUCCUACUGAGUAUGCAAUUGUUGAAUUUCGAGUAAAGAGUAUCGGUGAGCUUGUUCCUAUGUUGCCCAAUCCUUGCACCCCUAUUAGUGAUGUCAGAUGGCAAACUGUGGACUACGAUGGAAACCGAAUUCUUCUGCAGGUCAGAAAGCCAUCCAGGAACUUUCACCGAAGGCACACAGUCUCACAGUACAAUCUGGAGCAAGAGUCCUCAUUAAGUUCACCUCUUGUGUGCAUUCACCACGGCCGAGGACCAGUGUCAUAUCGCAACAGACGUUAUCAGAAGGGAGGAACCACUUCUUCGCGAUCUCGACAGCACCUAAGGCAUUCUCAGCAGGACCUAUCAAGUUACUGCCAAGGUGACAGCACCAGUCGCAGAAGCAGUAGCUCUUCUGAAACAUCACUGUCAGCACAACGUAGUCGAUCCCUUUACUGUUUGCCAUCUGCCGUUGACUCCUCCUCGUUCACAUCCUCAGUGCUUUCCCGAGCAGUUUCAGACAGGAACAUUUCGUUCAGUGUCUUCACUGAUGACCUGGAUGAUGCAGAUGAGACAGAUGUGGACACUGGAUUGAAGAUGAGAAGCUCUGAUAUGACAGUGGUAUCUGGCUAUUCCAGGCUAGGUGAUCCUUUCCAGGGCUGUAGGUCUUCCUCCGAAAAGAUUUGCCAGACAUACUCCAGUAAAACUCUUCCCAGUCAGGCUCGUUUACAGUCCAUGAUGAAGAAUCCAGUCCCUUCUUUUUCUCAGUUGUCAUGUGGUUCACUCCCGUCCCUCACUGACAUCCUGCAUGCCUCAUCUUCUUCCAGAGACCUGUGGCCUGCUAGCGUUUACCAGCACAAGCUGACCACUUCAGUCACACAACGCCAUCCCAAAGACCAUAGACACUCCAAAAAGACAGACACUACCUCUUUCUUAUAUCACGACAAUUUCCGCAAAUUUACCACAGGAGGACCUUGAACUGGAGUUUUAUAUCUAAGUUAUCUGACAUGUAUGUACUACUCAAGGCUUUACCAUCUUCAUUUUUGGAAAGUAUGUAUCAGGUAUCGGCUGUAUGUGAUGCCGAAUGUCCACCUGUUCCAGUAGCAUCACCCUUAUGAGUUUGCAUUUUUGCAGCUGCCUUUGUUUAGCCUUUCCAACAAAAGUGCUGCUCUUUUAUAAAAGAUGCCUGCAAGAAUUAGCAACAUUACCUGGAAUUUGUGUUGGAUGUGCAAAAGCCAGCGAGGCUCCAGACAGCAAACUGAGGAAGGGAUUCGGGAUUACUUGAAGCACCACGGGCCAGGAGCUGGAUAGUUUGAAACGAAA
This is a messenger RNA of Polypterus senegalus (gray bichir), 2053 nucleotides long. RefSeq names its product protein FAM124A. Lineage: Eukaryota; Metazoa; Chordata; Cladistia; Polypteriformes; Polypteridae. Bases 20 to 1708 code for a protein of 562 amino acids. The record is from RefSeq and is a predicted model, not a curated record. The transcript has 4 exons.